ACAAUCAGAACAAAAUUAAAAGGUUGAGAUUUUAUAUAUUAAGGUGCUGCAUAAAUACAAAGAGCAGCUGAUAUGGCCUAAUGCCUAUCGAGCCAACAGCUGUGCCAAGCAAACGAGUUGGCAGCCCAGCCCAAGUCAGUGUUUAUUCGGAUCGCGACUCAAAAACAACUGGCGAUUGGAAUCGAAGUUUGUGACUUACGAAGUUACUCGUGGCUUACGGAUACGCAUUUACUCCAGCUUUGACCAAAGCGGCUUAGCUUCGCUGCGCCAAAUGGUAUCAAAUGGACCUGGAUCGUUUGGCGGUUUCGCUCCGGGUUUUCCCUUCAUAAACACAGAACAACCGAACCAACUGAAGUGAACUGAAAGUCUCUAUUUGUGCAAUUGUUUGUUUAAAGUGCGUGUGAACGUGAUACUCUAACAAAACUAUUCGGAUCAGUGGUACAAAUCGAAAACCGCAGCUCUCGUAAUUAGCCUGCUGAAACCAGCUCGAAGUAGGUCGGAUGUCAAAGGGAUUUGAGUGAGACUGCAAUCACCGCCGACAUUUUGGAGCUGCAAGCGACUUUAUCCCCAAAGUCAUAGAAGUUGAGCUCUUCAGCGGCGUAUUGUGGCUCUUCUGGUCGUUCACAUUGCCGCUGCCAUUUCAAUUUGCAAUCUGUAAAAGUGCAGAGCGCAAAGAACAAUCGCCUGGCCCAAAGCCACAAGCACCAAAGGCAUCUGGCCACGGGGACGAGGAGAGUGGCACAAUAGACAAAGUGUAUCAAUUAUAAUACGGGCACAAGGCGAAGGAUCCCCAACUGGGGGCCAAAGGUAGGGGAACCGGGAUUCAGUAGCCAGUAGCCAGGAGUCCAGGAGUUGGAGCCAACACAAAGAGAAAAGCAACUAAAGACAACCACACUCACACGCACACACAGACAUGUUGGCUACGACAAGUACAACCACAAUUACCUCGGAUCCGGGCAUCCUCUGUUUUCAUCACUGCAACGUGAAAGUUUUCUGCUUCACUUUGCCGCACACUUGUCCCCAUUGCAAUGCCCCACUGGACGCGGAUGCCGAUGCGGAUGCAGAUGCGGAUGCGGAUGGGGAUGGGAAUGCGGAUCCGAGUGCGCAACUAGACAGGGCCGUGCCACGCCUCCUGCUCCUGCCCUUCCGCCUGCCAUAUCCUUUUGUGCGGGCCACGCAGCAUCCGUGCGCCAUUGUCCUGCGUCCCUCCGCCGGCGAUUUCCUCAACGAUUACAGCAACGCCACCGAUUUGCAUAUCGCAGUGACCACAUCCGGCGGCGACAUCGUGGAGUUCGAUCGCUUUGGCCUGCGCCGCCAUCGGCGGGAUGAUAAUCCUCCGGAGUGGCGGCAGUCGCUGAUGGUGGGCGAUGUGCCGGAGCCGUGGCACGACUUCUGGGACGAGGUCCUGCAGCAGAUCUGCGCCCAAUCGGUGCGUUGGUCCAUCGCCAGCUAUGCGGAGGAGAGCCACAACUGCUACGCCUUCGUCCUGGCCUUCCUGCAGGCCCUGGGCCACGCCCACCUGAGCGAGGCCGCCCGCAGCAAAACCGCCUUCUGCGAACGGUGCAUUGUGCCAAGGACGACGACGGCGGGCAAGUACAUCUCGCUGUAUCGCAAAAUCCGCAGGAGCGGCAUCUACGUCCAUCGCCAGCAGCCCAAAAACCGCUGUAAGCCAGCAUCCGCAACUUCUCCAAGUUCCUGCCCCUCGGACUCGUGCGAUGGCCUUGGCAGCAACAAAAAGGUCUCAAAGAAAGGAUACUCCGGCAGCAGUAUUACAGGACUUGCCAGCCGUCCGCGGCCAACGCUCUGCACCAUCGAAGAGUAGUUAAUCUAUUAGCGAGAAAUUGUGUUUGCAACCUUACGAAGACUUUAUUGUAGUUACAUUUAAUAAAUGGAUAACAACAAACUUUACUUUAAUUUUACAAAAGAAAAACUUU
Molecule: messenger RNA, 1934 nt
Organism: Drosophila erecta
Lineage: Eukaryota; Metazoa; Arthropoda; Insecta; Diptera; Drosophilidae
Product: MKRN2 opposite strand protein
Exons: 7
Coding region: 914-1822 (302 amino acids)
Source: RefSeq, a predicted model, not a curated record